This is a messenger RNA of Trichobilharzia regenti, 251 nucleotides long. The record is from the annotation of a GenBank genome assembly. Lineage: Eukaryota; Metazoa; Platyhelminthes; Trematoda; Strigeidida; Schistosomatidae.
AUGGCCUUUAAAUCAGUUUGUUGUGACUGAUGGAUUUGGAAGCGGAAGGACUGUUUUGUUUGCUCUUACUAGGAGGGAACGAUUUGCAGAUAUCAAGGAGAUAUUGCAGACGUUUAAGAGAUUUAUGAGUGAUAUGUCGAAAACAGUAACAUUCACUGUCGACUGUGCAACUGCACAGAUGAACGCUCUAAAGGAGGAACUCCCUAGGUGCAGUAUUGUUUUAUAUCCUUUCCACGUAUGCCAGAAAGAAG